UAAUUCAAGCGAAUGUUCCAUCUGUGUAAAAAAUGAUGAAUUUCAAUUUUAAAUGGUGCUACUUCACGCCCUACAGUGAGAUGGAAUGAUGAUACGUCGUCAUAUCGCGACCGAGAGGAAGAAUUCAUGUCAAGAUAUGAUCGUGUGAUAGGAGCCAACGAAGAUCAUUCUGUGUUUAAAACAAAUCUUCCAGGUUCCCAGCCUCAGACAAGGCAACCUGAUGUUGGGAUUACAGCAGGGAACCAGCCCAAGUUAAUAUCAGGGACCAAUGAUAUUGGUGAAGAUACAACGAUAACAGAGACCUCUACCUUUAGUGAGAUUACAUUAACUGACGAUUCUGAUGAGGAAGAAUUGCAAGGCAGGAAAAUUGGUACGGGUCUGCGGAAGGCGGAGUUUCAUGCUGGAAGUUCCAGUCAGACGGGCCUUAAUAAAGGUACCACACAACUCAAUAUCCCUCGUCCUGCCCACCCUGCUACCAACAAGGCCAGUAAGUCUUGGGACGAUUCUCGCACAGAUGAAUUUAAUGUGUUCAGUAUUUAUUCUCGUAGACAAGAACGACUGAUAAGACCUGGUAGGGAGCCAAUGUCUAAAAAGAAAUCUGCUGAGUCAGAAAUUCAAGCUAGUGUGACUCAGAGUCAGUCAGCUGCGCCAUCCAUAAAGUCCAGCUCAUCUCAGCGCCAACCAGCUGUAGGGACAGGGAGAAGGUCACCCGGGUUAACAGGCCGGCGUGCUGAUAGUCCUUACAGUCAGAACUCUGAAUCUCUACGCACUCUGAGUCCUGUUGAGAGGACAAGAUCAAAGCAGUCAAAGUCAGGUAUAAAAUCUGAAGAACAUUAUGGAGAUGAGGAAACUGUUGGUGAAGAAUCUUACACACAGUCUUUUGAAAGUGAGGAAAAGACAACAUCACGAGGAAAAAGUAUGACAGAUAAAAUUGUUCAUAGCCACAGAAGCUUGCCAGCAACAUCAGUAAGAUCAACAACUAAAGUCUCAGAUAGAGUCUCACCUGAAAUGGAAUCUAGUAUGGAAGAAGAGUUAUCACAGGAUGAAGCCACUCCGAGAGCAGAGCGAAUGUUAUCAGAUUCUGAAUCAGCUGGACCGCCACGACUUUCCCCAAACUCUCUUGAGCGUAGAUUCUACACAGAGUUUCACAAUUUGGAAAGUAUGGAGAUGUCAUUGAAACAGCUUACGAAUGUAGAUAGAACACGUGCAGUAUCAAUGGCCCAGCAGGAAACCGUUUCACUUGCUCAGAUGCUCAAGGCAAAACAGCAGGGUUAUGACCAGCAGUUGAAAGAAAUUCAGUUAAAGGCUCAAUUAGAGGCUACAGAAGCAACAAAACAACUUGAAGAUGCUAGAAAACGUGCGUCUGAGGCUGCGAUCAAUGCUGCUGAUAUGAUUGCCAAGGUAAGAGGGGAAGGGGUGUCUGCAAUUCAGGAAUCCACAAGGAAACUCAUUGACACUCAGACUGAGGCUGCAAAAGCCACUGCAGAGGCUGCCAAAUUUUUGUCUGAAGCUCGGGCCCUUGGCCUCCAGGACACCAACACACUGGCUGUAGAGACUGCAGCCUCUGCUGCAGCUUCUGCUGUAAAUACUGCCCUCGAGAAGAAAUGGCAGGGUAAGAGUAAGUUGAGUAAAUCAACGAAACGUCGAUCUGACGAGGCGCAUGAUCAUGAUGAUUCUGAGAGUGUCGGCUCUGUGGAUGAUUUUAGUAUAAACGAGUCAAUGACAGAGGAUGAAAAGGAGGAGAAAUCGUUCCGACUUAUUUUGCCGUCAGAAAGUCACAGAAAGAAAGGAAAACAUGUACACUCAGAUAAUGAAUCUGUUGCUUCUGAAGCAUCUUCAACACGACUGUUAGAUCAUGAUAUCCAUACAUUGUUUAAAGAAGGUUCGUUUGACAAGUUUACAGAAGAUAUGGUUAGGCAGUUUAUGAAAGAAGAAGCCUUGCAGGCUCAGCAUCAGCAAUCAUUAUUAAAACUGAGAGAAAAUGCCUUAAUAGAGAAGACAAAAGCAGAGUUACAAUGGUUAGAGCAGCAAAGACAACGAAUCCGAAACAAAGGUGCAGAUGAUUCAUACCCUCAGAUCAAGAAACGACAAAGAGGCCUCAAGAUGAAGUUACAAGAACAACAAGAAGAGAUUCGUAGAAUGAGAGAAGAGAAUAAAGCAGCAGCAAAAGAACGUCAGCGUAAAUUAUACGAAGAAAUCACAAAACGACAGGCGUCUCAGGUAUUAGGAAUGAUGAUCAAAAAAGAUAUAAAUGAAUGCCUAAAAGUUAAAUUUCAAAAUUGUUUGAAGACAAACUUUUUGAAAGAGUCCACAAUCUUAAAAUAAUGUCGCAAAAUUUAC
This is a messenger RNA of Ruditapes philippinarum (Manila clam), 2340 nucleotides long. RefSeq names its product centrosome-associated protein 350-like. The record is from RefSeq and is a predicted model, not a curated record. Bases 127 to 2325 code for a protein of 732 amino acids. The transcript is spliced from 12 exons. Gene Ontology annotation, biological process: microtubule anchoring. Lineage: Eukaryota; Metazoa; Mollusca; Bivalvia; Venerida; Veneridae. Gene Ontology annotation, cellular component: centrosome. Gene Ontology annotation, molecular function: microtubule binding.